AUGCCGCCCGACCAGCCCAAAGAGCUAUCGCAGCUUUGCAAAGACCGUCCCGAGUCGUUCCCACCCGGUUCAAGCACAUCAAUCGAUCUCACAAUGAACGAAGAAUCUGGAGCAGACCUUGGAAAGCACGAUCGCGAGAGUGAUGAGCUCAAAACAGAGCCUUCAAGCAAGCGCGCUAAGCUUGCAGCCGACAACGAGCCAGUGGACUCGAUGCGUAAGACAGUCACAAUUCCUGCAAAGAAAUACAAUAAAUUGACAAAGGACAAUGCUCGACUCCGAAAAGCAUGCACAUCCAAGCACCAAGAAUCGCUAGAAUACGAUCGCCGCAUCACCGAUGAGCUCAGCGACCAUGACAAAACAAGAAAUCAGCUAACCGAGCUCCAAGAACAAUACGUGCAAAUGGAAGCGGAGCUGUUAGCCAGAAUCGGAAAUCUCACCUCUGAGAUUGAAGGCCUCCAAGUUGAAAUUGCCGCAAAAGAUACAUCAUUGCAAGAGAAGACUCAGCUCAUCCAGGACCAAUCUUCAGAGCAGAGAGCUCUUACUGCCGCAGCUGAAAGGCACCAGCAUGAGUAUGAGAAGCUGCAAGCAUCUAACAAAGAGAAAGAUGCAAACUUGAUAGAGAAAGAUCGGGUUCUUGACAAAGAGCGCACAGAGAAUGAAAGUUUGAGACUCAAGGUCGCCACGGUGCUGGAGGACCAGAAGUCGAUGAGAAAGGACAUCAAGUCGAAGAAUACACGUCUCCAUGACUGCCAAAACACAUUGGCGAAGAGAGAAGAAGAUUUUCAAAUCAAGGUUUCUCAGUUACAGACCGUCCAAGUAGAGAAGGACAGUCGACAGGAAGAGGUUGAGAGUUUGCGCGUCGUCAAUGAUCGUAACGGCGCCCACAAUCAAAACCUCCGGUCCGAGCAUGAAAAGUUCAAGAGGGAAUCCAGCCUUGCCCUUGAAAAAUCCAAGAACAAGCUACAUGAUUGUCAGAAGCAAGUGGCCGUUCUGAAACAAGAGAAAUCCGACCUAACAGAGGAGUUCAAAGUGGCUCGAGGCGACUUCGAUGUUCAGAAAGGCCGAUGGAAUCAGAAGAAGCACGAGUUGCUUCAAAAGAUACGCCAGGCUAAUGGACAGCAGAAGUCCUUCAACAAUUACAAAGAAUCGGAUCAGCAAGUCCAGAAAAUAUUUGGAGACCUAAAAUUCAGUAUCGCCCAAUUCGUGAACAGGUACUUGAGAUCGGUCUCCGACGCGGGAGAUCGCGAACUAGAACUGGUCUGGUACAAGUUGAUGCCAGAUCCAGCCAAGUUUCUGAAGUCUCGCCUUUUGUACAACGCGGCAUUCGAAGCUUACAUUUGGAAUUCCAUACUCGACCAGAUGACGGCUAACACAUCCAACAUUUGGCCUGGAGAAUUGGGGCACGAGUUCUUCAAGACUCUGUGCAUGACGCAUGACCAGAUCAAAGGCCUUGCGCCUCUGUCCGAACUAUACACGGACUACCAAAAUUGGAGAUCUGCUUCAUGCGGCAUCUUUGAACGCCUAACAGAACGAUAUUAUAAUCCUGACCUCUUCCUUUUAACUGCUGAGGCUAUGGUCCAAAGCUUGUCCAGUCUCUGUGGAGAUUUGGAUGUCGAACGCGCCGUCGCCGAUGCAGUGAGAAUCUUUGAUGAUGCUCGAAGCUUCUUCAUAAUGCUCAAAAAGCUGAAAGCCGAUUUCAGAAUCCUCUCUCAUAAACCUGGUAUGCAAGGAAACCAGAUCACAAAUGGAUUCAAAUAUGAUGAGUCUUGCAUGGAGGAUAGUUAUCUUUGCCCUGAGGCUUCCACUAAAGUUCCUCGAACCGUGGAUCUUGUCGUCUCCCCUGCUGUAUUCAAAAAAGGGAACAACGAUGGUACCAACUUCCAGACCAUGAUAUGCAUCACCAAGAGGAGGGUCGUCUGUGAUGCCGUCAGGCUUCUUCCGAAGGCCAAGACUCCAGGCCGAGUGCAAGCUCAGACUCCCGAUACCCCUUUCGGAGGCGACGCGCCGGGUGCUCAGCAAUCGAUUACAGCCCCAAGAGCUACGAGGAAGGCUGAUUUCGCCAACAAGAUCAAGACCGAGGAGCUCGUCUCCGACUUCAAACAUGAGAACCAGGACGAAUCAGCACAUGGAACCGCCAGUCAGCCACCGUCUCGCACUCUCUCGUCAGGGUCUGUAAGAUCAAACCAAGACAAUCCUACUGUUCAGCCAGGCGCUUCUUUUGGAAUGCCGACGGACACAAUCAUGGAUGAUGCGCCUCAGAAACAGUUUGACGAGAAUGGGGCGGUGGAAACGGUGGAUAUUCUGACGACGCCUACAUCUGAGGAUGGCACGUCUGACAAGGAGGGAACUAAUUGGAUUGAAAAGCCUGCUGACGAGAAGGAUGGUUAUGACGAACCGGGAGAUACUUUAGAUUGCAAUUGA
Molecule: messenger RNA, 2421 nt
Organism: Diaporthe amygdali
Lineage: Eukaryota; Fungi; Ascomycota; Sordariomycetes; Diaporthales; Diaporthaceae
Exons: 3
Coding region: 1-2421 (806 amino acids)
Source: RefSeq, a predicted model, not a curated record